This is a messenger RNA of Dibothriocephalus latus, 429 nucleotides long. NCBI's taxonomy places the organism in Eukaryota, Metazoa, Platyhelminthes, Cestoda, Diphyllobothriidea, Diphyllobothriidae. The record is from the annotation of a GenBank genome assembly.
AUGCCGCAAGGCAAUGUCGGCACUAGCUCGUCGGUUUUCUUCGACCAGAUCCGCAGUUGUCGUCUCAGUCCGGAGGUUAUCAGAAAACUUCACCUCACCUUCCCGCGGUCGCUGCGAAACCACCGGUACGGAGCUGUCCCCUUAGAGUACUCCUCACUCGACGAAUUUGCCUGGCGCCAGGCCGACAGCCUACGCAAGGAGGAGUUUUUCGAUGAGCCGGCAUCCUUUGACUGGGACAUUGACAUGCAGCACUACGAGGACAACGGCAGCGGCGGAGGUAGCAGCCUGUUUUCCUGUCGUCCCCAACAGGGCGGUGUGGACCUGGACUCUUGCCAGUUGAUGGAAAUGCAGGGCAUUGAAGCGGGCGCGAGUUCUGUUGCGCCCAGCCGACCCUCCCGCAACAAGCCGAGUCAUGGGAAGGUGAGAUGA